Molecule: messenger RNA, 1242 nt
Organism: Nicotiana attenuata
Lineage: Eukaryota; Viridiplantae; Streptophyta; Magnoliopsida; Solanales; Solanaceae
Exons: 5
Coding region: 1-1242 (413 amino acids)
Source: RefSeq, a predicted model, not a curated record
AUGAAUACAAUCCUGGAGUUAUUGGAUGAAAGACGUGAAGCUGCCCUUGUUCGAUUGGCCGCUCGGAUCGAGAGGUUCUACGAUCAGAUUGUUGGCGCAAACUACCAGCGUCGGCUGUGGAAUUCAGGUCAGGCAGUUUUCCGGUUAAACGAAGGAGGAACGUCUCUGCUGGAAUUUGCUAGAGCAUUUGAUUUGGUGAUAACAAAUUCGAGUUUCCCGAAGAAGAGGGAGCACUUGGUCACCUUUCGGAGUUCGGUGGCCGAGACUCAGAUUGAUUAUGUACUUUGUAGGAAGUCCGAUAGAGGUCUUUGGACGGAUUUCAAGGUCAUCCCAAUUGAGAACCUCUCGACCCUUUAUAGGCUCCUGGUCAUGGACCUUGAGAUCACGAGGAAGAAGAGGAAGAGGGCGAUGUAUAGCCAACAUAGGAUAAAGUGGGGAGCCUUGACGGAAGCUAAAGCGCAGGAGUUGGGUGUCAAGCUGGUGACUAUGGGGGCUUGGAAGAGUAGUGGGGACGCAAGCACUAUGUGGACCAUGACUGCGCAGUGCAUUAGGGAAGCCGCGAGAAAGGUAUUAGGGGUCUCAAAGGGUAACUCUGGUGAUCACAAGAGAGACUGGUGGUGGAAUGAAAAGGUGCAAGGAAAAGUGGAUACCAAGAAAGCAACGUAUCUGAAGCUAGCGGAAAGUGUAGACGAGGAGGAGAAGAGGGCGAAUAGGGAACAUUAUAAGUUGGCUAAGAAAGAGGCUAAGCUAGUAGUUACGGCGGCAAAGACUGCAGCUUUUAGUCGGCUGUAUAAGGAACUCGAGGGUGGGGAUAAGAGGUUGUUAAGGGUGAUUAGAGUUGAUGAAGUUGAGUGUGCUAUGCAUAAGAUGAGCAGGGGCAAAGCGACGGGACCGGAUGAAAUCCCGGUGGAGUUUUGGAAGAAUGUUGGCAAAGCGGGCUUGGAGUGGCUCACUAGUUUGGGAGAGAGUGGUAGAGCUAAGGGUGAGAAGGAGUGUACUAUUUCUGAGAAACAAUUUGGGUUUAUGCCUGGGCGUUCGACUACAGAAGCCAUCUACCUUGUUAGGAGAUUGAUGGAGCAGUAUAGGGAGAGAAAUAAGGACUUUCAUAUGGUGUCCAUCGACUUAGAAAAGGCGUACGAUAAAGUUCCGAGGGAGGUUUUGUGGAGAUGUUUGGAGGCUAGAGGUGUUCCUGUUGCCUAUAUUAGAUUGAUUAAGGACAUGUAUGAUGGAGUAAAGACUUGA